UUAACAGUUAUAGACGCAAGUGGAAAAAUUCCAAGUGGAAUUUUGAUAGGAAAUUUGGCUGAUCUUGGAAGUUAUCAUCAAUGUCUAAGCAUUCAAUAUUUAGCAGAUGAGUUAGAAAUCGCAGGGAAAUAUUGUUUAAUCCAUGUAUCUCUAAACCAAAACACAAGAAUUGAAAACUCACAAACACUGGAUUUAGACAAAAAAUGGCCAACAUUAGAAAACUAUACCAGUGAACAUAUUGAACGAAAUUUAAAUCUAAAACAACUAGCUCAAUUAAUAUCAGGGACUGAAAACACUAUGACUUCUAGAGCAAUAACGUCUAACAUACAAUCUACUACGACCUUGACUUUGGCUAUUUGCGUUCCAAAAGUAUGCACACCGAAACAAGUUAUUAAUUUAAUUGGUUCAUUAAAUAACAUAAAUUUAACUUUUGACGAAUACUUCUGUCGGUUACCAAAUGACAAACCUGUGAGCAUAGCAGAUUAUAUAAGCAUUUCAAUCUUCUCUUUGAUAUUAUUGAUAACAAUAAUAAGUACUUCAUACGAUUUGUAUCAAACAUAUGUUUUGAAAAAAGAAAAUUCCGAAAUUGAUAGACUUUAUAGAAGCUUUUCCAUACAUACUAAUACUAAGAGGCUACUUUCUUUCAACUAUGGUCCUGGUGCUUUGGAAUGCGUUGAUGGCAUCCGAGCCAUUUCGAUGCUGUGGGUUAUAUUCGGUCACACGUACUGCUUGAUCCCUUUGAGUUUCGUUUCAAACGCUGCUUAUAUUUUAAACUGGUUAACAUCAUUUAGAAGUAUUUGGGUGAAUUCCGCGCCAAUCUCUGUGGAUACAUUUUUUAUGCUAAGUGGUGUUCUUUGUGUUUAUACCGCCAUCGGGAAGAUAAGUAGAUGGAAAUUCAUCAAAUCUCUACAUCUUUUUUAUUUGUACCGUCUUCUGCGAAUAUUCCCACUGCUGGCUGCUGUGAUUCUGCUCCAAGCUUCUUUACUCCAUCGAGUAUCCGAUGGCCCGGUGUGGACAGAUGUGGGGUAUUCGACGGAAUCAUGCAGACGGCGAUGGUGGUCAGCGUUGCUGCAUGUGCAGAAUUAUGUGAAGCCUCUUAAUAUGUGCUUACAACACACUUGGUACCUAUCUGUAGAUGUGCAACUCUAUAUUAUCAGCCCUGUAGUCAUAGUGUGGUUGUUUGGAAGUGCCAUGGUCGCUUGGUGUUCCCUCGUGGCAGGCGUUGUUAUAACCUUAGCCAUAUCUAGUGUUUACAGCUUCAUGUAUAAUUACUCCGCCGCUAUUGCUAAUCCAAGACGUUUCGAUGAAAUGAGAGAUUAUUUCGUGUAUUAUUACAUGAAUACAUUGCCUCGAGCGUCGCCAUUUUUCAUCGGAAUGCUGUAUGGAUACUUGUUACACAAAUUUAAAGGAAAAAAUCUUCGCAUGCAAAAGAGUCUCGUAGCAACGUUAUGGACGUUAUCAAUUGCGUUGAUGGCUUUCUGUAUAUUCAGUAUAUACCCCAUUAUGCAAGUGGACCACGAUAAACAGAUGUUCGACAAUUUCCUCAACGCAUACAUGAGAGGUAUCUGGGCAAUGACCUUGGGUUGGCUGAUCUUUGCCUGUGUUCACGGUUAUGGAGGACCGAUUAAUUGGUUCCUCUCUCUGCAAAUAUGGAAGCUGCCAGCUCGUCUCUCGUACGCUAUGUAUCUCAUACACUUCCCUCUCAUCAUGAUCGCUAACGGCAGUAUGACCACCACGUUAUACUUCAACGAUGCAAACAUUAUUUAUCGAGGUGUGAGUAACGUAGUGUUCACGAUCCUUGCAGCGUUUAUCCUCUGUGUCAUCAUUGAUGCUCCAUUUUCCACAGUUCAGAAAUUUCUUCUUGAGAAAGGCAAGAGUAAACCCAAAGAAAUAAAUAUAACCGAAUCUCAAACAGAUAUUAUAGAAAACAAUGAAAAUGGAAAAUAG
This is a messenger RNA of Vanessa tameamea, 1947 nucleotides long. Its product is annotated as nose resistant to fluoxetine protein 6-like. The transcript has 12 exons. NCBI's taxonomy places the organism in Eukaryota, Metazoa, Arthropoda, Insecta, Lepidoptera, Nymphalidae. The record is from RefSeq and is a predicted model, not a curated record. Gene Ontology annotation, molecular function: acyltransferase activity, transferring groups other than amino-acyl groups. The annotation marks the transcript as partial.